Messenger RNA from Parastagonospora nodorum SN15, 1971 nucleotides. RefSeq lists its product as hypothetical. The coding region runs from base 1 to 1971 and encodes 656 amino acids. The record is from RefSeq and is a predicted model, not a curated record. The transcript is spliced from 2 exons. Lineage: Eukaryota; Fungi; Ascomycota; Dothideomycetes; Pleosporales; Phaeosphaeriaceae.
AUGUUAUCCCAAGGUCCUCCGUAUGCUCCUCGCAAUCAAGGCCUCGGUGGUAAUCCAGAAGUCAUACCCGACGUUCCUAUUACUGCGAUCUUCCUGGUGCUCUAUCUUGUCUUCGGUAUUAUUCACAUCAAGAUCUUCAAGGCGAACAAGGGCCGCGGGCACAAGUUCAUCUUCAAUGGCGCCAUUCUCGGUCUCGGGAUCGCUGCGAAUGUCUUCGUAUACGUAGGAACCAUCAUCUUGUUUAUGAUAGACUGGUUCUUCGUGCAGCGAAUAGUACGCGCGCAACACCAACGCCUAGGCUGGUCGACUCCAUACCGCAUCUUCCAUCGCGGUGCACUUGCUGUCUUGGUCAUCACUUUGAUCAUGAUUAUCUUGGUCAACAUCUGGCAGUUCUUCACUGCUAGUAGCACGAAGUUGCAUGUGUUCCGCGCUCUACAGCUUACUGGUCAAACCUACUUCACCGUCUUCUGCUUCGCACCGGCGAUUCUCGUACUGAUCUCUGGACUGAUACCACGUACGGAGAUUGAGAAGUUUGGUGCCGGACGCCUCAGAGUCAACAUCGCAAUCCUACUGAUCGCGGUGGCUGUUUUGACAACCGGACAGCUGUUUCGCUGUGUGAUCGCCUGGAUACCUCAGACACCCGUCUUCAACUCCGCGGGCCAGCCUAUCUCCCAGCCAUGGUAUCUACACAAGGCAUGCUUCUACAUAUUCAACUUCGUCACCGAGAUCAUCGUCAUUGUCAUGUUUGCGCUUGUCCGCGUCGACCUUCGCUUCCACGUACCAAACGGAUCAAGAGUUUCUGGAGACUACUCGGGCCGUAAUAGCCGAGUAAACCUCACAAGCGCUUCUAACGUCCAUAGCCAUCUCAGCAUCAGCCAUUCGAUCAAUAAGAAGGGCCUUCCUUGCGAAGCGCCCACCGUACCCAUGUCGCAGCCCAACGGAUCGACCGAAACACUGCAUCGAUAUGAGACAUCGGUCUUCGAGGACACGCAUACGCUGGCCGACUCGCUACAAUACACUGGUUCCACAUUGGAGGUGGAUCGCAAGACUGGCAACUGGAAAGUCAAGAGGCUUUCAGGCACGUCCGUAAGCAGUCGCAGUAGCAACUACUCUUUGGCAGAUACAGUCAGUCCCACGAAGUCGUCGUUCAACGACCGGAGCAUCAAAUUCGCAGAUGACGUCCCACCAGUCCCACCAGUCCCAGAGAUACCAAGCGAAUGGCCGCUGCCAAGCCAUCGGCCAUCGCAUAGCUCAAUAUCGCACUCCAGUUCACUGAGUAGGAUAGGCACCCCCAAAAAGACAUUCGAGAUUGCAAAUCAUGGCUUCAAUGGCGUAGACGUAGGCAAUACAAUCGAAGAUGCAUUGGCUGCACUAGAAACAAACAGCGAGCAGUAUGGCAAACUUCCGAGACGGGCGAAGACGGAUGCUACGAGGACUGCGAACAUCUCCGCAAUAUCCAGGCCAGGUAGCACUCAUGCGGUGCAACGCCGAUCCGACUCCCUGAAUGCCAGCAAGUCUAAGCCGACCAAGAAUCCCCUCGCACCACAACAGCGCUCAACAUUCCCACCCAAGUCCGCUCUCAAAACGUUCAAGAAUCAUGCUAGCACGCACAGCGUCUCCUCCACCACGCCCACCAUCGACGAAGCGCCAGAAGUAACUCUCCAACCUCUUCCCACUUCACAGAUUCCACGCCGCCGCACUUCAAGUAUCGAAUUCAUCACGCUGUCCCGCAAACCCAGCACCGACGGCCGCAAGAUCAUCGACAUGAGUCUGCAGGGUGACAAAGCCAGCGAUAUUUCAAGGGCCCCUUCGUCAAAGGAUAUGAUGGCAUCAUCGACAGAGGGAUCGGAAAUUGCUCGAGUGUCGUCGUCGGUGGAUAGUGAGGGCACGACGAGCUGGGAUGCGAAAGAUCAUAUGAUGAUGGAAGAGAGUCAUCAGAGGUUUAGCUUUGAGCCGCAGAGGCUGUAUUAG